GAUUUUUUUUUUUUCUUCCCCCUCUUCUUCUUCUCCAUUUUUUUUUUUUUCCUGAGGGGUGGAAAGCGCCUCGCGAAAUAAAAGUGCAGAACCGAGCCGGUGGCUCCCAGAGCGGCCGGGGCGGGCGCGGCGGGAGCCCCCAGCGCAGCGCAGCGGAGCCCAGCGCGGAGCCCACCUGCCCCCGGGGCAGCAUCGCCCCGCACCUUCUCCCGGACUGAGACCUUCAUACACACAUAGAAACACACACACACACACACAUAUAUAUUAUAUAUAUAUAUAUACACGCUUUUUAUUUUUUUAAUCCUUCCCCCCGGCUUUCCUCCAGGACUUUUCCACCGCCUUUGGGACAACCCGCAAACUUCUCACUCGCUGCCCCUUCGCUGCUUUCCUGGUGACUGGGGCUUUUUUUUUUUUUGGGGCUUGUUUUGGUUUUUGUUUUUGCUACUUUGAUUUUUUUUUUUCCCUCCUCUCUCCUUGGGAAGACCCGCCUGCCUCUCUCGCCUCCCGUGCCCCACCGGAGAGGCCGGGAGCGGCUCCGGCGGCGCGGGCAGCACCUCCCCGGCGCACGGCGUGCGAGCCCGGCGGCGGCGCGGCUCGGCUCGGCUCGGCUCGGCUCCGAGCGGCUCCCUGCGGCCCGGCGCGGCCCGGCUCGGCUCGGCACGGCUCGUCCCGGGCGCUCGCCCCCGAUAAUGCAGAGCUACAAGUACGACAAGGCGAUCCCGCCGGAGAGCAAGAAUGGGGGCAGCCCGGCGCUCAACAACAACCCGGCCAAGAGCAGCAGCAAGAAAGCCCUGCUCAUCUGCCUCGACUGCCUCUGCCUCGUCAUGGCCGGCUUGCCCUUCCUCAUCAUCGAGACAAGCACAAUCCAGCCCUACCAGAGGGGCUUCUACUGCGACGACGACAGCAUCAGGUACCCGCAGAAGAACGUGGAAACCAUCAACGACGCAGUGCUGUGUGCUGCAGGCAUCCUCAUCGCCAUCCUCGCGAUUAUAACGGGAGAGCUUUACCGCAUCCACUACCUGAAGGAGAAAUCCCGCUCCUUCAUCCAGAACCCCUACGUGGCAGCUCUCUACAAGCAAGUGGGCUGCUUUGUUUUUGGCUGUGCCAUCAGCCAGUCCUUCACAGACAUUGCCAAAGUGUCCGUCGGGCGCUUGCGGCCGCAUUUCCUGGCGGUUUGUGACUUGGAUUUCUCCACCAUCAACUGCGCCAAGGGAGUUUACAUCCAGAACUACACCUGCAGGGGAAGCGACAGCAGGGUGCAGGAAGCCAGGAAAUCCUUCUUCUCUGGGCACGCGUCCUUCUCCCUGUACACCAUGCUGUACUUGGUGUUCUAUCUGCAGGCCAGAUUCACGUGGAAGGGAGCCCGCCUGCUGCGUCCCCUGCUCCAGUUCACCCUGAUCAUGAUGGCGUUUUACACCGGGCUGUCCCGCGUCUCCGACCACAAGCACCACCCCACUGACGUGCUGGCAGGCUUUGCACAGGGAGCCCUGGUGGCUUACUGCGUGGUGUUUUAUGUCUCAGAUCUCUUCAAGCCCAAGACAAAGACUUGCCUGCCUCCACCUCCCAUCCGGAAGGAGAUCCUUUCACCUGUGGACAUCAUUGAGAGGAAUAAUCAUCACAACAUGGUGUAGAACUUCGAGGAACCAGAUGGGUGUUGCAUUUUAAACUUUUUUUUUUUUUUUUGCAAAAAAAAAAGUGACUGCUGACAGCAACUACCUGCUGCUCUCAAAUCUCAUCAGACAGUAGAAUGUAGGGAGAGACUUUCUUGCCCAACCAGUAAAGUCUUACUCUGUGGUCUUUUCAACUUGCGACAUUUGGAUGAAAGGGGUGGUGGUGGUCAACUAAGGCAAAGGCGACAAUGAGAAAGGAAAAAACAAAACAACCCACACUACACAAAAAGCUGAACAAGCAAAGAGAGGUGCCGGAGUUCUGGAUGUGCAAUUGGUUUGAGUGUUCAUGUUGUAGUGAACGCCAAAUUGUUCCCAGCCCAGUGAACACUAAGGGAUUUUUGGAAAGCUGGCCAUCCUAGGUUUUUUUCUGACUACGAAGAUUUCCAAUGCCUGCGAGAAAAAAAAACAACUCACGACUAAAUUGUAUAGCACUAUGUAUGAGCAACAGCACUGAGUCAAGAUCUGGGAUUGGUUUGUAAAGAGUUGCAUUUUUCUCUUCUUGAUCCUAGUUUAUUUUUGCCUCCUCUCUUCCAUACUGUGACUUAAUUUAGAAGAAGCUUGCCCAGUCCAAGGUCUCCGAAGGGUCUCUGUUCUCUCUGCUCACACUACACUCCUUUAACGAGCGGCCCGAGGCGCGCAGCGAGGCCGGAGAGCUCCUUCCUCCGCACAGAGAAGCCACACUUCUUCCUCCCCGCUCGCUCCCUGGCGAGGGCUCAUCCCACUCGAGCCCCUCUAGAUGAAAAGAGCAUCCUCCACUUCCCAGCCAUCCCCUUUCCCCCGAAGGAAAACCCCAGCAGGUUUCGUGCGCGCCCGCCCGUGGGAGCAUGCGGUUUGCGCCAGGGCAGCGGCGGCUCUGCCGAAGACUCGUUCGCACUACGACCCCGGGGCUGAGUCCCGGGGAAACUUUUAUUCUGCAGUUUUGGGACGGGCUGCUGGGCGGCACGUCCCGGCCUGGGUGUCAGUCAGUUUGUGCAUCCCCUCCUCUCCUCCUCCUCCUCCUCCUCCUCCUCCUGCUGCUCCCUGGGGCACCCCGGGGUGCGCCACAGCAGUACCAGGUCCUGUGCUCCACUGGGUCACUCCGGUGGGAAAUCAGCUGUGCCUCUCUCGGGUGUGAUGAUGACUUUUUUUUUUGCCCAGAAGCCACAGGUGCUUGGUUUGCAGCCCUUCCACGAAGCGCAUUUGCAAAGGGAUCCCGCAGAACACGCAGAACGGCCAUUUGCACAUCCUUCUCACAGAAUCCGUCCUAUCAUUUCAACUUAUAGCAAGCUAUGAUUUUUUUUAUAUUAUAAAUAUUAUAUAAAUAAUGUAUAAAACCUUAAAAAUUAACUAUGUAAAAUAUUAUUUCUGAAACAAUUUUAGAUAUAUCCACUAUGACUAUAAACUGUGUCCUGACCUGUGUUAUUUACAUUUUGCUGCUUAAAAAAGCAUUGAAUUAAUUUUUUUAUAGUCGACUAAAAUAUUGUAGUUCUGUGGUAGUAAUAUUUUAAUGAAAAUAACUACAAUUAGAGACAUUUGUAUAAAAAAAAACAUAUUAAAUUGUCUGUAUUUUUGUAAUGUUCCAUUUUGUAAAGAGAAGAAUAUUCAAAGACUUUUGUAGAAUACAAAAUUGAAGUUUGUAUCUGCGAAAUUAUUGCUGUAUAAAUGUGCUUUUUAAAUAAAAGCUCAUAACACAACUAAA
Passer domesticus (house sparrow) is the source of this 3348-nucleotide messenger RNA. It is a transcript of the gene PLPP3, whose product is annotated as phospholipid phosphatase 3. Bases 690 to 1631 code for a protein of 313 amino acids. Gene Ontology annotation, biological process: phospholipid dephosphorylation; signal transduction; phospholipid metabolic process. The transcript has 6 exons. The record is from RefSeq and is a predicted model, not a curated record. Gene Ontology annotation, molecular function: sphingosine-1-phosphate phosphatase activity; phosphatidate phosphatase activity. NCBI's taxonomy places the organism in Eukaryota, Metazoa, Chordata, Aves, Passeriformes, Passeridae. Gene Ontology annotation, cellular component: plasma membrane.